Molecule: messenger RNA, 2321 nt
Organism: Drosophila miranda
Lineage: Eukaryota; Metazoa; Arthropoda; Insecta; Diptera; Drosophilidae
Gene: car
Product: vacuolar protein sorting-associated protein 33A
Exons: 2
Coding region: 255-2111 (618 amino acids)
Biological process (GO): vesicle-mediated transport; intracellular protein transport
Cellular component (GO): CORVET complex; lysosome
Source: RefSeq, a predicted model, not a curated record
GGUAUUGAAGUGUAGUAAAAUACGACCACUAGUGAAGUACCACUAAUAAUUCACAAAUACUUUUAAAUAUUUUUAUUUGUGCCAGAAGUCACAGUUUAGGAACAAAUUUGUAUGCCUCAGUACCACCCUCCAGUGAUUGCAGCAGGACACCAUUACUUUAUUGUUGUUAGAAAUCUUUAUGUGUGUGGGAUGCAAAGCAUCGUCAACGACCCGAGCGACUAGAAUUUGACUCUAAUGACACAAUAAUUACACAAAUGCGAACACCAAACAGAGCCAGCGACAUGUUUCCCUACCUGAGGAGUCCGGGGCAGCGCUUUAACCUCCAACUGCUGCAGGAGGCAGCUUACCGUGAGCUUGUACAACACUUGGAUAGGAUCGAGGGCUCGACAAUCAUCGUGCUGGACGAGGCAAUGAUUGGACCGUUCGAGCUAGUAACUAAGCCAAAAUUCUUUGCUGACCGAGGCAUUAGGCUUGUGGCUCUCAAGCCGGACUUGGUCUUGCCGAAAGAUAUUAGAAACAUCGUCUACGUUUUGCGACCGAGAGUCUCGCUUAUGGAUCAAUUGGUGGGUCACGUCAAAGCGUAUGGUCAGGUCGCUGGGCGCCAGUUCCAUAUUCUUUUUGCGCCACGACGGUCUUGCCUAUGCAUUAACCAGUUACAGAACAAAGGCGUGAUCGGCAGCUUCGGGCGCAUUGAUGAGCUGUCCUGGAGCUUUCUUCCGCUAGAUGCGGACGUGGUGACAAUGGAGUUACCCAAUGCCUAUCGCGACGUAAGCAUCGAUGGCGACACAAGCUCUCUGUACCAGGUUGCUAUUGGUCUCGUUCAGCUGCAGCGCCUUUAUGGCCGCAUUCCAAAGAUCUACGGAAAGGGUGUCCAGGCUCAGCGCGUCUGGGAUCAAGCCAAACAUUUGGGAAUGGAGGAGAAGUCGCUGUACAACGGCGACAAAGGGGCCAUCGAUCAAUUGAUACUGCUGGAUAGGGGCAUCGACCUGCUCAGCCCCCUGGCCACGCAGCUCACCUACGAGGGCCUCAUCGACGAGUUCUACGGCAUUCGGCAAAACAAGCUAAGCCUUCCUGCCGAUUUGUUUUCCUCCGAUAAGACAGCAGAAGGCCGUAGGCCCGAAGAACACUUGCUCGAGACAUCGGAGAAGAAAACCAUCCUGAUGCACUCUGGAGAGCAGUUGUAUGCGGAGCUGCGCAACAAAAACUUUAACGAAGUGACUAAACUGCUUGCCCGCAAGGCCAGGGAGAUCCACACCCAGAUGCACGCCACAUCACAGGACAAGACCGUGCAGGAGAUUAAGUCCUUUGUGGAGAACGUAUUACCCCAGCUGAUGGCCCAGAAGAAGUCCACCUCAGAGCACACGACCAUAGCCGGCCUUAUCCAGGAACAGGUGAACAAUACCACCUUCACAGACGACCUGGCUGCCGAACAAGAGUUCAUGGUCUGCGCCGACAUUGACAAGCCAAGUGCCUACAUCGAGGAUAAAAUAGCCAGCAAGGCCGACCUACGCAACGUGAUGCGCCUUAUUUGCUUGCAGUGUGCCGCCGCCUCCGGUUUGAAGGACAAGCUGUUGAACCACUACAAGCGUGAGGUGGCUCAAGUCUAUGGUCUGGAGGUAUUGCUCACCUUCAGCAACCUAGAGAUGGCCGGUUUGCUGCAUCCGCAGACGGAUUCUCGGGCAUAUGCUGUGCUGAGAAAGACGCUACAUCUAACCGUAGAAGAUAAUGCUGAGGUAGAUCCGAAGGACAUAAGUUAUGUGCACAGCUUCUACGCUCCGCUGACCGCUCGCCUGGUGGAACUUUCUCUAAAGCCUCUGGGCUGGCAGACACUGAAGAGCCAGAUUAACAAUUUGCAUGGGCCGACCUUCGAGGACUUCCAAGCGCAGCUAAUCGGUAUAGGCGGUCGGAACGCGGGCUCCACGGUUAGCGAGGGCUCGCUGCUGCAUGUUCCGCGAGUUGUAUUAGUCUGCUUCGUAGGAGGAUGCACGUUUGCGGAGAUUGCUGCCCUGCGCUUUUUAGCCGACCAGGAGGAUAACAAUGUAGAGUUCCUGAUCGCCACCACCAAGAUCAUUAACAAAAACACAUUCCUUGACAGCCUGAUGAGCACCUGAACGCACCGCUUCAAGGUCUCGUUCACGGCCACUUAUCGACUGUGUUUUGGUACGCAAUCGGCGCCUUAAAGAGAAGCCUUUAAUGUAGUUUUCCAAAGACUUUCAGCUGUAUAAAAAUAUCUUUCUAUCGUCUAAUCAUAUAUUACAUUUAUAAAAAAUUGGCAUGCUUAAUAAUAAGCAUAGCAAUAAAACCAUGUACAUAUUUAUCAA